UAGGUGAAAUUCAUGGAAAUAAUCAAACAACCAAAGAAAGAUUAAAAAAUACAGGAAAGGACGAACCAGGAGAAAAACGUGAAGAACACGCCAUGAAGAAUAAAAACAAAGAUAAGCAAAAAUUACCAACACAUAAUCAUCAAAAACAAAAAUAUUUUAAUAGAAAAAACCCAAAAUUGUUUGGGAAAAAAAUUCAAAAAAAUUUUAAAAAUCAUCCAAAAAGAGUUUCUUCUGUUAAAGACCACAUUCACAAUUUUUUGAGAAAAAUAAAAAAUAAUUUUGGGGAAAAAGGAAAAAUGGGAAGGCCAAAAAUAAUGAAUCCUACACCUAUCAGGCCUGUAAAAUACACCAGAAAAGGCUCCAGAAAUCCACAAAUAAUUAAAAAUAAAAAUCAGAAUCCUCAACUAAAAAAGAAAAUAAAUCGGAAAAAUAGCAAAGAAAUUGACCAAAAUGAUUUUAAAAAUUAUAAAAAUUGGCCAAAUUAUUGGCCUAGCAAAGAUUGGCCAAGCAGAAGACAACAACCUAUUCAGAAUAAACAAAAAGAGAAAACUUCAAAAAUUAAAAAAUUAAAUCCAAAAAUUAAUUUACAAGGGAGAGAACCUAGUAAAGAUGAAAAAACCAAAAAUUUCCCUAAAACACCUAGUUGGCAUUGGCCAAAGUUUGGUGGGGGACAUGACAAAUCCUCUGAAACAAACACGGAAACAAACAAAUCUGAGGCAACAUCGGAACCCAAUUCUUCUGUUAUUUCAGAAGAUGAGCCAAAAAGUAAGGCAAAAAGGGUUACAAUUAAGCCUAAAAAUCAUUUUGAAGAUAAAAAUGAGCAUAAGAAAAAUAUUGAAAAUAAGCAAAAAGGAAGAGGAGAGAAGGAAGGGAAGAAAAAAUUAAAGCCUUUAAAGAAGGUAGCAACAACUUCAAUAGAUUCCUCGGAAGCUUCUUCAAAAGCCAUGGAAGGAAGUGAUGAUUCUAUUAAAAAUUAUUCAAAAUCUUCAGAAGGAACGGAAGAUUCCAUUGAAAAUUCUUCUUCAACCUCAAGUUUUGAACGAACAAUAGAAAACGGAAACUCUUCCGAAAAUAAAUCAGAAAAAAGCAAUAAUAAAUUAAAACCAAGAACCCCAAAUAAACUUCAUCGUGAAGAGAAAAAGAAGAAAAAUAAUAGGGAAAAUAAUUCGAAGAAUACCAAGUUUAAGCCUUCUAAAAAUCCCUUAAACUCUGUAGAUGCUUCAGAAGAUUCUUCCAAUGCUUCUCAAGGAAAGGAAGAUUCUAUUGAAUCAAUUUCAAGCCUUUCAAGUUUAGAAUCAGUAAACGAAAAGGAAGAUUUAUUAAAAAAGAAGUUCAAUAUACCCAGAAAAAACAGGAAGAAGAAGAAUCCAAAGGAAGAGUUUAAUAAGUUAAGAGACUUGAAAGACUUGGAAAAUGAAGAAGAAAGACAUCCUUCUUUAUCAAAUGAAAGUGUUGAUGAUAGAAGUAUUAAUAGAAGACGCCCUCAUUGGAGACUUCCUAAAAUGAAUUGGCCAAGAAAUUGGGGAAAGGAUAACAAUGGAAGAAAGAAGGUGGAAGAAAAGAAUAGAGGAACCAAAACUUUAGUCGAAAGUGAUGAAGAUAAGAGAAAAGGGAAGAAUUGGGGGAGAUCAACAAGACAUCCACAUACUCCAAGAAGAUAUCCACAUACCCCAAGAAGACAUCCUCAUACUCCAAGAAGGCAUCUUCAUAUCCCAGGAUGGCAUCCUUAUACUCCAAGAGGACAUCCACAUAAUGAUGCAAGGAUGAAUAGCUCUGAAGAAACGAUUUCCGAUGAAGAUGAUAAAAGAUGGAAGAAUAAAAAAUGGAAGAAUGGCAUGAGAAGAAGGAAGAUUAAACAAAAUCGUAUUCCGUCAGAUGUUCCAAACUGGGAGGGAUAUUCAGAGGAAAAAGAUAGGAGAAGGAAGAAUUUGAAAGAAUUAGUAGAUUCUGAUGUAAAUGAUGAGGAUGAUGAGAGUGAAGGAAGGAGUUGGGAGGAAAAUAAAUCUGAAGAAGAUGAUAAAGUAAACGAUUGGAAGGAAGAUUCUGAAGAAACUGAAGAUUAUUCUGAAGAAGAUUAUGAAGUUAGGAGGAGAAAAAUAAAGAGGAAGGGUAACAAAAAUGGUGAAGGUGAGAGAAAAGGGAAGAAGUUGGAAGGAAAAAAUUCUGAGGAGAGAAAGACUAAUAAAAAUAAGAGGGCAAAAGCUUCUGAUAAGGAAGCUGAAGGAAGUAAAUAUUUCGAAGGAGAAUCUUCUGAGGAGGAGAUUGAUGACUAUAACAAUCACUUAGGGAAAGAUUCUGUAACAGUAAAUAAGAAGAGAUUAAAAAAGAUAAAGGGGGAAAAAGAUCGAAAAUUGGUGGGGAAGGAAGAAAAACAGGAUCCUUCAGAAAAUAAAGUAAGAAGUGAAGGUGUACAUAGUACGGAAGAUUCAAAAAGGAAGGAAAAGGAAAGCAAAAAUGAUGAAUUAAACAAUGCUCCAACAAAUUUGAAGAAAUAUUUGAAGAGAGGAGACAAUUCAAUGAGGGAUAAUGGUGUAGUUUCGAAAGAGAAUCUUUUGAAGACUCCUUCAAAACCUGCACCCUUAAAAAAGGCCUUAAACUCUUUAGAUGUUUCAGAAGAUUCUUCCCAUGCUUCUGAAAGGAAUGAUGAUUCUAUUGAGUCAAUUCCAAGCCUUUCAAGUUUAGAAUCAGUACAAAAUGAUCCUCCACAAGGGAUGGAGGAUAUUCAUGAGAAGAAGAUAAGAGAAGAGGAGAAUAAUUUGGAAAAAAAAUCUGAAGAAGACGGAAGGAAAGGAAAGAAUUUAAAAGCAAAAGACUCUAAAAAAGAAGGAAAGAAUUUGGAGGAUAAAAUGGAAGAUAAUAAGGAAAGGUUGAGUUUGGAUGGAAGAAAUUUAGAAGAGAAAAAGCCUGAAAAUAAAGAGAGAAGAAAUACGAAUAAAAAUACAAAAAAUUAUUCAAAAAAGGAAGGAGGUGAUUCUGAAGGUAGAAAGGAUAGUGAGGAAGAUGAGGGGGGAUUAGGAGCAAAAGUAAAGGAUUCGAAGGAAAUUUAUCUGAAGAAGAAAGGGGAGACUGGAAAUCAUUCGAAAAAGGAAGAAAGAGGAGGGGAAGAUCGGGAAGAAAGCAAGGAAGGUAAAGGAGGAAUAGGAGGCAAAGUAAAAGAUUCGAAAGAAGUUUAUUUGAAGAAAAAAUUAAAGAAGAAUUUAGAUAAAAAUAAAAAUAGGAUUAAUAGACCUACUAAUCCAAAAGAAGAUCAUUCAGCGUUAGAAGAUUCUGAGGAAGAAGGUUCAGAGGAGAAGGAUACUUUAAAGAAGGUGGGUGGAGGUAUUAAAAAGAAGAAAAAUAAAAACAAGUAUUUGGAAGAGGAUCAUUCCAAGUGGUUUGAAGGAAGUGAAGAAGAGGAAGGGAGUGAAGAAGAGGAAGAAGACGAGUCUGUGGAAGAGGAAGACGAGUUUGGGGAAGAUAAAAGUGAUGAUAACAAGAUGAAUAAGAAGAGUUAUUUGGAGGAAGACCACUCAAAAUGGUUUGAAAGAAGUGAAGAAGAGGAAGAUGAAGAAAGCGAAGAAAGCGAAGAAGACGAUGAGGAAGAUGAGGUGAAUCACAAGAAAUUUAAUAGUGAUAAAUCUUUUCUAGAAUCUUUAGGAGAGAAAUCAUUGGAGGCGGUAAUGAAGUUAAGAAGAAGUUUUACAAAUUGGGUAAAGGAAAUGAACAAAGUCGCGAAAAAUAUGAACAAUAAUAAAAUAAAUUAA
Meloidogyne enterolobii is the source of this 3743-nucleotide messenger RNA. The record is from the annotation of a GenBank genome assembly. NCBI's taxonomy places the organism in Eukaryota, Metazoa, Nematoda, Chromadorea, Rhabditida, Meloidogynidae.